UACGUAAAUAUAUGUAGUUAUAGUUGUAAUUUAUGUGGUUAAAAUGACUGAUUAGGCCUGUACAUAACAAGCUUUAAUAAUUAACAGAUACAGGCACUAGUAUGUAUCUGUUUAGUUGUAUAAUUUACUUAUGAAUUGGCAGAACUAUUAAUUGAGGUCACAGCUAAAAUGAAAGACAAGACUGAGAUGAGAAGCAGGGGAACAUCUUUUAUAGCACGAGUAGUGAGUUAAUUCAGCAGGAUAUUUACAGUAAAUGUAUAAUCAGGGCUGGAUCAAUGGGCCCUUGUGUUGCCAGUCUUAGUUCGGUUAAAAGUUAAUCAAACAUAAAUGUAUUUAAUGCACACUUAAAGUAGUUCAAUGUAGUUAUUAUUAUUAUUAUCAUUAUCAUUAUCAUUAUUAUUUAUUGGUGCUGCUAUCAUUUCUGCUGUUAUUAUUGAUAACACCAUUAUACCUAUGGGUAUUACUGUUAUAUUUUUCACUAUUUUUAAUCAGUGCCUAAAUACAACAGUGGUCACUUCCAUAUUCACCAUGGAAAUAUGAGGACUUUACUUUACUGUAAAAAUUAUUUUAUUUUUAUGACUUCUUAGCUAGCUAGCUAGCUUAGCUUAGCCGUGGGAGGCGGCUAGCUUGCCCCCAGUGGGCCAUGAGAAAAAGUCAUAAUUCUGACUUUUUUUCUCAGAAUUCUGAGAUUAAAGAACAUUUAAUUUUAUUUAAUAAUCAAAUUAAAUAAUAAUAAAAAAAGAUCACAUGUGGCUCAAAUCCUCUUCGUUACUCCAUGAUACAGGGUCAGUAUUAUUUGUGUGUUUGGAUCAGCUGACCUGCAGCUUCGCUCCGUCACGUGACUUCAUCCGCUUCCUCCGUUUCUUUUCGACAGACUCAGCUGAACUCUAUCUGGGGCAAGUACAAACACUACAGCCGUAUUUUACCACCUUAAAACACGAGUUUUACUAAAGGCAAAACAGUUAAUAUUCAGCUGGAGAAAAUACGGAAUGUACAGCUGACGAACUCAGUUUAAAAAUACACCAGUUUAAUGUCGCGUGCGUGUGUGUUUUGGCGGGGGGAAGCGUCGCGGUGACGGUGAAACAAGUUUAAAUCCGGAAGGAAUAAGUGAAGUAUUGUGCAUGUAAUGUGCGCCGAGUUGACAACUGGGUUCUAGUAGCUCUCCACCUUCUUCCCUCUUCCUCUUUGAAGUCGUCCGGAGCGGAGUGGACGAGUUGUUUCCACUCGUCUGCGGAGAGAACAAACAUAAAACAUGCCGUCCAACAGAUCGGUGUCCGACGCUCCCAUCACUCAGUUCAUCAACUGCAGGAUCCUGAGAGAGCACGAACUGCACAGAGAGGACCUGUGGGUGCGUGAAGGGAGGAUUUUAGAUCCAGAGAAGUUGUUCUUUGAUGAGCAGGGUUACGCCGACAAGCGUGUGGACUGUGAAGGCAGCAUCAUCGCCCCGGGGUUUAUAGACGUCCAGAUCAACGGUGGAUUCGGCAUCGACUUCUCUCAGGCGUCUGAUGACGUCGGCGCCGGAGUUUCCUCUGUGGCUAAAAAGAUCCUGGAGCACGGCGUGACGUCCUUCUGUCCCACGCUGGUCACGUCUCCUCCCGCUGUCUACCACAAGGUUUUGCCUCAGGUCAAAGUUCACAAUGGAGGACAACAUGGAGCUGGAGUUCUUGGUUUUCACCUGGAGGGCCCGUUCAUCAGUGUGGAGAAGAAGGGCGCCCACCCGGAGCAGUAUCUCCGCACCUUUCAGUCCGGAGGGAUCGACGACCUGAUGGAGACCUACGGCGGCCUGGACAACGUUGCCAUGGUGACACUGGCUCCAGAGCUGGCCAGCAGCCAAUCAGUGGUGAGGGAGCUCUGCCAGAGGGGCAUCACGGUGUCGUUAGGUCACUCGGUGGCGAACCUGUCUCAGGCUGAGGAGGCCGUUCAGCACGGAGCCUCCUUCAUCACUCACCUGUUCAACGCCAUGUUACCUUUCCACCACCGGGACCCUGGUAUCGUGGGUCUGCUGACCAGUGAUCAGGUCCCUGCGGGCAGGACGGUCUACUACGGCAUGAUCGCCGACGGGAUCCACACCAACCCUGCUGCUCUACGCAUCGCCCACAGAGCUCACCCCUCAGGUCUGGUUCUGGUGACGGAUGCGAUCGCAGCGAUGGGCCUCCCCCCCGGACGCCACACUCUGGGUCAGCAGGUCAUCGAGAUCCAGGGUCUCCACGCUUACGUGGCAGGCACUAAGACGCUCAGCGGCAGCAUCGCCACCAUGGACAUGUGCGUCCGCCACUUCAGACAGGCUUCAGGCUGCAGUGUAGAAGAAGCUCUGGAAGCUGCCUCCCUCCAUCCGGCUCAACUUCUGGGGAUCAGCCACAGGAAGGGGAACCUGGACUACGGCUCCGACGCAGACCUCGUUUUGCUCGAUGACACCCUCGACAUCAAAGCCACCUAUAUUUCUGGAGAGGAGGUUUGGAGAAAAGCACCAUAGAAGAAGAGGAAGAACACGCUGCAGCCAUGCUGAUGGAAACUGGCCCGACAGCUCCGGACCCGCGGUGCCUUCAGGGGACGCUGUUUCCCAAAGAACCACAGAUCUGCGACCAACCAUCCAAUCAAAACCUGGUCGACUGUCUGGGACACGCCCCCUUUGAUCCAACGCCAUGAAACAAUUGGACACGAGAUAUUUUUUUAAUAACGGUGUUAGAAAUAGAUCCAAAACCAAACCAGGAAGUAACAACACAGAAACUGAGACCUCUGUAAACGAUGAGGUCACACCCACGGUCUCUCCUGAUUGGCUCUCAUCAGCCUGGACUACCAGUGGUGAAUACAACAUGAUGAUGAAUGACAGUGUUACUGACCUUGUUGUCUUUGCAGCUGCUGUUCACUUACAUUCUCUGUUUUAAUGCUACAACUGCAGAGGAGACAAUCUACUUCCUGUUUACACCGGCUCGCACACGCUCAGUGCAGGUGCUUGCUCAGGUAUGUGUGAGUCUUCAGCCACAGUCCUACCUGAAUGUGGGCAGAUCUGAACUGAUGACAUGACGUAUGAAGGCUUUUAUGAAUGAUUAUGUACUUACUGUAACAAACAGUUUUUUUGCUUGUAUCUAAAUACUUUUCUUACUUUAUUUAAUCAUGUUAAAUAGUUUUGAUUCAAAGGGAAAUAUUUUGGUAUUAAACUGGACAAAUCGCCUGAAUGUUCUCAGUGUUCGCCACAGGCAACACGGGGAGGAAACCGAUGUUUUAAACUAUCAGGAUUUUUCUUUCUGAGCAUCAUACUUUCUAUGCAACUUAUACAACAUGCUGUAUAAAUGACAUUGGGCUAUGUAAAUAAAAUUUGACUUGACUUCCCUCUGAA
Seriola aureovittata is the source of this 3337-nucleotide messenger RNA. It is a transcript of the gene amdhd2, whose product is annotated as amidohydrolase domain containing 2. Gene Ontology annotation, molecular function: N-acetylglucosamine-6-phosphate deacetylase activity. Gene Ontology annotation, biological process: N-acetylglucosamine catabolic process. The coding region runs from base 1253 to 2473 and encodes 406 amino acids. The transcript has 12 exons. Lineage: Eukaryota; Metazoa; Chordata; Actinopteri; Carangiformes; Carangidae. The record is from RefSeq and is a predicted model, not a curated record.